Messenger RNA from Plasmodium coatneyi, 540 nucleotides. RefSeq names its product SICA antigen. NCBI's taxonomy places the organism in Eukaryota, Apicomplexa, Aconoidasida, Haemosporida, Plasmodiidae. The coding region runs from base 1 to 540 and encodes 179 amino acids. The transcript is spliced from 2 exons. The record is from RefSeq and is a predicted model, not a curated record.
AUGAAAGAAAAAGAAGAAAAAAAGAAGAAAAGAUACUUUGGUAUACUUCGUAAGACAAGAAAACGUUACAGAAGAGCUUAUCAAGUACGUGGUGCAUCCAUAGAACAACAGAUUGUUCACCAUGCGGACCAGGCACAUGGUCCACAUGAAUAUACCUUAGUAAAGGAACGCAAACCUCGUUCUACGCCUAAAAAAAGGAGGAAAAAACGUGCUGUUCGUCGCCGUGCUGGUGUUGGUUGCCGCAUGAUUAUUGAUAUUCAUUUAGAAGUCUUAAAAGAAUGUCAAAAAGGGGAUCUGCAUUCGACGAAGGAAGACUUUUUUGAGAUUUUGGUUCAAGAAUUCAUGGGAAGUGAGCUCAUUAAAGAAGAAAAUGUUCCUAAGGAGCAGAUUCCAAGUUUAAAUUCCGGGUUUAGGGAGGAAGACUUUCUUCCGAAGGAAGGCUUCGUUUCUAAGGAACAGGUUCCAAGUUCAGAUUCGGGGUUUAGGUUUGAUGUUCCUAAGGAACAGGUUCCAAGUUCAGAUUCCGGGUUUACGGUGUAA